AUGAUUACUAUAUUAAGAUAUAUUUAUAUAUUAGAAGGCGGAAAGAAAAAUUUAUCUAUGUCACAAUCUUAACAAUCAAAUUAAAACCUUAAUUUUUCAGAAGACGAUAACUAUUCGGAAGGGGAACGCUAUUCUCGUAACUUAAGAAGAGGUUAAACUAGACAAAAAAACAAAUACAAUAAAGAACCAGAAAAUAAUCCAUUAAAAUCAGGCCUACAAGAUGAUGAAUACGGAGAUGCUAUAUAAAAACGCCGUACCAGAGAAAAAUCAAAAAAUGGAAUUUAAAAUAUAAUAUAAGAAGAAAGAAAGGUUGAUUAAUAAAUUCUUUUAGCAGAGCAGGAAGACGCUGCAGAUUUCAAAGACGAAUAUUAUGGCCAAUAACCUGGAAGCAUAUUUUUUCCAGAAAUAGAUCAAAUUAUUUGGCGAAAAGAACUCAAAAAUGAAGACGGAACAUCUGAAUAUUCAUACUUAGUUAAAUAUAGAGAUUAUUCAUAUUUAAAAUGUGAAUGGCUAACUGAAAAAGAGGUCACUGGAGAUGAUAAAACAGGUAAAAACAGGCUUAAUAGAUUUAUUAAAAGUUUUGAGGAAAAAUUAUAAAAUGGAGAUUUUGAUUAAGAAAUGAUAGAAAAUGAAAGAUAUUUUGAUAUAAAAUUUACUGAAGUAGACCGAAUAAUUUAAUGCACGGAAAUUUUCUCAGUAAUCCAUCCUAAAAAAGCUAACGAAAUAAAAGGUAAAUGGAGUGAAAAUCUAGUUACUUUAGUCUAAAAACUACUUAAUUUUACCAAAGAUGAUGUGCAUUAUGGAAUACAUUUUAUGUAACCAAUAAAUCCAGAUUAUGAUUAUGAAUAUAAAGACUAUAGGAAAAAAAUUUAAAAUCCAAUGGAUUUAGGAACUCUUAUUAAUAGACUAUAUCUUGAUUAUUAUAAAAAUUUUUAAUCUUUUUUUAAUGAUUUUGGAUAUAUAUUUAAAAAUUGUAGAAAAUUUUUUAAAGAUUAAGAUAGAGAUGAAAUAAUUUUAUGUGAUACAUUAAGAGAAUGUGCAAUAGUUUUAUAUAAAGAAUGGUAUUAAAUAGAAAAGAUGAAAUAUGAAAUUCUUUUAAAAGACUAUUAAUAAUAAUAAGAUCCUGAGUAUAUAAAAAAAUAAGAAGAAGAGAAAAGAAUAGAAAAAAUCUAAAAAGACGAAAAAAUUAAAAAAUUAGUUGACCAAUAAAUCCAAUAAGUUCGUAACUGUCGUAAAAAAGGUGCAAUAUAAGACCUAACUAUCGAAGAAAUAGAAAAAUUUAAUCCAGGCCAAUUUUCCUUCAAUUGGUUAAGAGACGAAAAUUCCUUAUACGAAAUUGAAAUUGACAAUUUUAUUUAUUUAAACGACACAGAAAUUGAAAACUUAUCUUUUUUAAAAGACAUCGAUGUCCUAUAUCGUGUCAAAUGGAAAUGUCUUUCCUAUAUAUAUUCAACAUGGGAGCAUGAAAGUGUAUUCCAAAACCCCUAGAAAAUUAACGAAUAUCGAACCAAUAAUCGUGCUUUGGACAAAGACUCUCGGUAGAUACUCCAAGCCUAAUUAAAGCGUCACCAGACUUUAUUAGAAAUUGAAAACAAUCCAAAAAAAAAGAAGAAAUUAUGUCCACAAGGUCUCCAAGAUCUCAAAAACAAGCUUUAUUUUUACGACGUCGGAACCUAAAGGGAUCCUUUUUAAUAUACAGUGAAAAACUAACCUAUAUAUAAAUAACGUAAACUCCUCAGAUAUUACCAAUUAGAAUCUCUAAACUGGAUGAUAGAGUCUUGGUAUAGUAAAAGAAACGUAAUUUUAGCAGAUGAAAUGGGUUUGGGAAAAACUAUAUAGAGUAUCGCUUUUAUUAAUCAUUUAUAUACUUUCGAAAACGUAAGAGGACCUUUUCUUAUUAUAGCACCUUUAAGCACACUAGAACAUUGGAAAAGAACAGUUGAAGAUUGGACUAAUUUAAAUGGAGUUUUAUAUUAUGAUAAUGCAGGAUAGCCUGGAAGGGAGUCUUGUAGAAGUUUUGAGUGGUUUUAUACUGAUAUUUCCACUAAAGGGACAGUUCUGUAGUCAACUGAAAUUUAUAAGUUUUAAGUACUUAUUACUACUAAUGAAGUUUUUUUAAGUGAUAUAAAUAAUUUUUUGAUUAAUAUUCCUUUUUAGUUUAUUGUUGUUGAUGAAGCACAUAAACUUAAAAAUUAAAACGCGAAAAUACUUUAAGCUUUGAAAAGAUUACCUUGUAAAAGAACAUUACUUUUAACUGGUACUCCAAUAUAAAAUAAUACAGAAGAAUUGUGGACUUUAUUAAAUUAUAUUGAACCUACUAAAUUCGCUAGUUUGAAAGAAUUCAAAGAGAAUUUCGGAGAACUCCAAAGUUAAUAACAAGUUGAUAAUCUUCAAUAAAAAAUAAAGCCAUAUUUACUCAGGCGUAUGAAAGAAGAUGUUGAAGACAGUAUACCUCCUCUUUAAGAAACUAUUACAGACAUUGAAAUGACUAAUAUAUAAAAAACUAUAUAUCGAGCAAUAUACGAAAGAAAUAAGUCCAUGUUAUAGAAAUAAUUCUCUACAACAGUAAUGAAUACAUCAUUAAAUAAUUUAGAAAUGUAACUUCGAAAAUGUUGCAAUCAUCCUUUUCUUAUAAAGAAAUAGAAUACGAAAUUACCCAAAAUCUAUAAACUCAUGAAGAAAGAUUUCUAAAAUAAUCGAAGUUUCUGGGAAAAUGAUACUAUUAGACAAACUAGUAUAGAAAUAUAAAUAGGAAGGCAAAAAAAUACUUAUUUUUUCCCAAUUUGUUUAAAUAUUAUAAAUACUGGAAGAAUAUUUCAGAUAUAAAUAAUUUAAAUAUGA
Ichthyophthirius multifiliis is the source of this 2841-nucleotide messenger RNA. Its product is annotated as myb domain protein. Gene Ontology annotation, molecular function: ATP hydrolysis activity; DNA binding; ATP binding. The transcript is spliced from 9 exons. Gene Ontology annotation, cellular component: nucleus; chromatin. NCBI's taxonomy places the organism in Eukaryota, Ciliophora, Oligohymenophorea, Hymenostomatida. The record is from RefSeq and is a predicted model, not a curated record. Gene Ontology annotation, biological process: chromatin remodeling.